UUCUCUUCCCCUCAGUCUGGUGAAUCUGUAUACUACAGCAACAAGAUUUCUCAUGAAUUCUUCAGUCAGGUAAUCCUGGAGGCUGAGAGCGGGGGAGGUGAGCAUUGCCACUACUGCCUGUACUCUCUCAGAGCUUUUGUGCCCAGCUCACCAUACUCAGACAUGGCUGCAAGAUUAGCAGUUGCUGAUGAACUCGUUUCCAAGGUUAAAGAAGAAAUAAAUGGUGUAGUGCUUUAACGGUGAAUGAUUGCAUGUGGAGUAGAAUUAGGACUUCCUUAUCUGUGCUGCCAGAGUUAAACUGGUGAAAUCAUGUGUGCUGUACUGUUAUUUAAUGAAGUGCAUGGCUGCUAUGUAAAGGUUUUAAUGACUUUGUCUGUCUGCUUAGGAACACCAUGUGUCUGGCAAAAUUUUGAGAAGGCUCAAGGUGUUAAAGAAAGCUCAGCUAAAUAAAGGAGGGUUAACGUGACAUUGCAGUUACUUAAUCCUGUAUUGUCCUGCCAUGUGACUGCAGAGACACUGAGGCGCAGUGUUUCUUUUGCCUGGCACACAGAUUAUGCUAUUCCUAUCAUCUUCCAGGAUCAGUUGCUUCGUUAAAUUUGCCAUGGGGAGGAAACGGACGAGCGAAGAACUUUUUUACAGCAAGGCUUCAAGGCACAGUGACAUUUGCAAGGCACAGUGACAAGCUCACAGGCUGAAGAAUGAAUCAAUGGCAAAGCCUAUAUUCAGCUCUUGAACUGGUAUCAGAAUGAAGGAGAACUAUGCUUUUAAGGUCAGCCAUUCAAAAGUAACUGGAAGCAUCUGGGUUUAUUGAGUAGUUAAUCAACUAUUUGUUUAACCUUCAUCUGUCAAGUUCAUUUUCAAAGCAGCAAGAUAAAGCCUGAAAAUUCUCAUCAAAUGUCUUGCAUGUGUCAAAUGUACAGCAUAGACAGUGAGCGACUUGCCACUUUCUUGCAAAUCUUACAGUUUUAAUUGCAAAGCCUCUUUUAACUUGCAGAUGAAGAUCCUGACACACCAAAUCUGUUAGUGAGAGAUGAAUGUACACAGCUUCCAGUUUUACCUCUGAUUAUGAACCGAACUGCAAUACGUAGAUAUGCCAGAUUUGGGGUUGAAGUAAUUUCCAAACUAAUCCGUGGACUUCUAGUCACCUGCUUGUUUUGCUAAGUUUGGCUCAGUGUCUGUUAUAUGCAGGACUGCAUAUUCAUACAGAAUUAUUUCCUUGAAACUCCUUAUUGGACCAUCUUGCUAAAUGGGGAAGUGAUUACCCUAUAGACUAUGACAACAGGAUAUGUGAAUGGAGGAAGUCUUGGAAAACAACGCUAUUCCAGAUGGCAUCGUGAGGACAGUGGAGAUGACGAUGGGCACCCAGAGUGCUAUGGAGGAGACGAAGAGAGCAGGCAGCACAGGCUGAGCCCAUUUGAGAAACUAAUGCAGGAUAUGUCCCAGAAUGAAAAAGUGGUGAAAGAAUUAACCCUUGGAAAAAGAAUUGGCUUCUAUCGAGUCAGAGGAGAAAUAGGAAGUGGGAAUUUCUCUCAAGUGAAGCUUGGAAUUCAUUCCCUAACCAAAGAGAAAGUGGCAAUUAAAAUUUUGGAUAAGACAAAGCUGGACCGGAAGACUCAACGUUUACUAUCUUGUGAGAUAUCCAGCAUGGAAAAACUGCAUCACCCAAAUAUCAUCAGACUGUAUGAAGUGAUGGAGACAUUCUCAAAACUGCAUCUGGUGAUGGAGUAUGCAGGUGGUGGGGAGCUCUUCACCAAAAUCAGCACAGAAGGGAAGAUGCUAGAAACAGAGUGUAAAAUAAUCUUCUCCCAGAUUGUGUCUGCUGUGAAGCACAUGCAUGAGAAUAAUAUAAUUCACCGAGACUUGAAAGCAGAAAAUGUCUUCUAUACCAGUAACACCUGUGUUAAGGUGGGAGAUUUUGGAUUCAGCAAAGUAAGUAGAAGAGAUGAAACUUUAAAUACUUUUUGUGGCUCUCCUCCAUAUGCUGCUCCUGAACUCUUCAGAGAUGAAAACUAUGUUGGCAUUUAUGUAGACAUCUGGGCACUGGGAAUCCUGCUAUACUUUAUGACAACGGGGAUCAUGCCCUUUCGGGCAGAUACAGUAGCCAAACUGAAAAAGUGCAUUCUUGAAGGAACAUACAGUUUGCCUUCCUGCCUCUCAGAAACUUGCCAGAAACUGAUAAAAGGAGUCCUUCAGCCUGUACCAACUGAACGAUACUCUCUCAAACUCAUAAUGAACAGUGAGUGGAUGCAAGGAAUACAGUACCCCAGACCCUUACAUCCAUUUAAACUAGAUCCAAAGUAUUUAUCAGAGGUCAGUACACUCAAAGAGGAAGAAAUGGAAGUGAAAAAUAUUCUCAAAGAUCUGGGAAUCACAGAAGAGCACAUUCAAAAUAACCAGGGAAGAGACGCACGCAGCUCAAUAACAGGGGUCUACAGAAUUGUUUUGCACAGAGUACAGAAGAGAAGGGCACUUGAAUGUGUUCCUAUCAUGUCCCAUCCAGACCCCAAAGAACAAGAACUGAGAAGAGUCCGUUUGUACAGUGGGAUGAAGCACACAUCCAAGCUGUGUUCUGUUUUGUAAGUUGCACUGCAAGGCUUUAUACUCAGCACAUUUAACAGAGUUUUAGUCACCUUUCACAAGUUCUAGUGUUACAUGUUUUGCAAUUUUUGAAUAAACCAAAAAUGCCUCACCUCCUUUGCAUGUCUCAAGUCAGAGGGAAGCACUCAACUAGAAAUCUCCAAUGCAUUUGUUUGUCCUUUGCUCCAGAGAUGCAGUAUAGGCAGUGCAAGAACCUCAGUAAGAGGAACAGGUAAAGGAUCAUCAGUGAAGGUGAUCUUUACUAUUAGUAAAGACCAAAUAGUACUGCAUGUAACACAGACAUUAGGAAGAUCUUUAGUAUGAGGAUGGUGGAAGCUUCAUCCCUAGAGACAUUCAUAGAGUCAGACCUGAUGGGGCUCUGAGCAACCUCAUCUACCUGGGGAUGUUUCUCCUUACUGCAGGGGUAUUGGACUAGAUGACCCUUAAAAGGUCCCUUCCAACCCACUGCAUUCCAUGAUUCAAUCAUGGUUGGGAGUUCUCAGCUAACUUCUUGAAAAGCUGCACCUUUACAACUACAAACAUGGACAUUUUUUGCAGAGAAUUAAACAAAUGCAAAUUUUUCUUUAAAACUUCUUUGACAAACAUGAUAAAAGCAUUUCAGAGCCUCUCUU
Dryobates pubescens (Downy woodpecker) is the source of this 3209-nucleotide messenger RNA. It is a transcript of the gene NIM1K, whose product is annotated as NIM1 serine/threonine protein kinase. The transcript is spliced from 3 exons. The record is from RefSeq and is a predicted model, not a curated record. Gene Ontology annotation, biological process: protein phosphorylation; intracellular signal transduction; microtubule cytoskeleton organization. The coding region runs from base 1273 to 2580 and encodes 435 amino acids. Gene Ontology annotation, cellular component: cytoplasm. Gene Ontology annotation, molecular function: ATP binding; protein serine/threonine kinase activity; tau-protein kinase activity. Lineage: Eukaryota; Metazoa; Chordata; Aves; Piciformes; Picidae.